Balaenoptera ricei (Rice's whale) is the source of this 1131-nucleotide messenger RNA. RefSeq names its product metabolism of cobalamin associated B (gene MMAB). NCBI's taxonomy places the organism in Eukaryota, Metazoa, Chordata, Mammalia, Artiodactyla, Balaenopteridae. Gene Ontology annotation, molecular function: corrinoid adenosyltransferase activity. The record is from RefSeq and is a predicted model, not a curated record. The transcript has 10 exons. Bases 37 to 807 code for a protein of 256 amino acids.
CCUGACAGGGUCAGUCCCCUACCAGAGCCCUGGAGCAUGGCUGUGUGGGGCCUGGGAGGUCGCCUUGGCUUGCGCGGGUGCCUCGGCGCCCGCAAGCUAUUGUGUCCCCGUUUCCAGAGCCGCGGCCCCCAGGGCGUGGAAGACGGGGACAGGCCACAGCCUUCCUCGAAGACACCCAAGCUCCCCAAGAUCUACACCAAAACAGGAGACAAAGGGUUUUCCAGCACCUUCACUGGAGAAAGGAGACCGAAAGACGACCAGGUGUUUGAAGCCGUGGGAACUACAGAUGAAUUAAGUUCAGCCAUUGGAGUUGGUCCAACCAGCGGGCAGCACCAGCAGGAGAUCGGACAAGGGUUUGCUAUGGAAUUAAUUGCAGAACAGGGCCACCCGUUUGUGGAAGAGCUUCAGAAAAUCCAGUGCUCCCUGCAGGACGUCGGCUCUGCCCUGGCAACACCGCGCUCCUCAGCCAGGGAGGCUCACUUAAAACACGCCACGUUCGAGGCAGGGCCCAUCUUGGAGCUGGAGCAGUGGAUCGACAGAUACUCCAGCCAGCUGCCCCCACUCACGGCUUUCAUCCUGCCUUCCGGAGGCAAGAGCAGCUCCGCACUGCAUUUCUGUCGGGCCGUGUGCCGCCGAGCUGAGAGACGCAUGGUGCCUCUUGUCCAGUCCGGUGAGACGGAUGCAAACGUGGCCAAGUUCUUAAACAGACUCAGUGACUAUCUCUUCACGUUAGCCAGAUACACAGCCAUGAAGGAGGGGAAUCCAGAAAAAAUAUACAAGAAAAAUGACUUGUCGGACCGUGUCUGAGGCACGUGGAAAUAAUGGAAAAAGGGAGCUUUGCAGACUCCUCCACAGUGACAACAGGAAAGGAAGACUUUGCCCUCAUGUCCUGAUUCCUGAAGAUCUCACCCAGAAGAGCCAGAAGCUGGUCUUUUGUCCAGACUCAGCUUCCUCUCAGGGCCCCGCCACUUCCUUCAGGAGCUGAGGCCGGUGGAGAAUCCUGCCCCCUCCCCUGGGCUCUCCUCAGCCUUCCAGGAGGUGGGAAUAAACGCAGUGUUGCAGGAAAGAAAGAUAAAGUGAUUGCUUCAUUGAGGAGCCAUGAAGAAAAAAGAAUAAAAGUGGGAAAGGCUU